Messenger RNA from Dendronephthya gigantea, 618 nucleotides. RefSeq lists its product as uncharacterized. The record is from RefSeq and is a predicted model, not a curated record. The transcript is spliced from 3 exons. NCBI's taxonomy places the organism in Eukaryota, Metazoa, Cnidaria, Anthozoa, Malacalcyonacea, Nephtheidae. Bases 52 to 456 code for a protein of 134 amino acids.
CAAUUUUUCAGGCCCAGUUUAACAUGGGUUGCACCUUGGCAAUGCUGAGCGAUGUUUUCGACGAUGGGGAUGCUGAAACGAUUUUAUAGAGCUUAUCAAAAACGGUCAGUUAGCUUGUUUAGAAAGACAAGAAAAGAACUAGUAAUUCAAGUGGGAGUCAACGAGCAAAAGCCAGCAAGACCAAGGACAAGAAUAAUGGCGACUUCAAAAGCCUCUCAAGUUGUUUUACUCAUACUCGUGGUCGUAUGCAUGAACGCAUGCGCAGUGGAACUGACAAAGAGAAUGAGCUGUUGGCACCAAUGCUACGCUGACUACGCACCUUGUUUUAAUACAUGUUCGAGCACUUCUCUAUCUUGCAAUAAUUGUGUAGAUGGCCGAAACUCUUGUUUCAAUAGUUGCCCGUCAGGAAAAAGAAGUAAAAUUAUUUUUCAAGAUAAUUCUUUUGAUUUGUACUGAGACAAUGUUCAAUGAUCAUUCAUAAAAAUAAUUAUUUUUUAUGUUAGUGAGACAAGAAUGAGUGACUUAUAAGAGUGCAUAUCUUACUCUUAUUAUGAGAGUGCGUUACUUGUAGCUAGUUUUCAAACUCUCAAUACGUUAAAUAACUGUGAUUAAAUAAAA